This is a messenger RNA of Austrofundulus limnaeus, 1669 nucleotides long. It is a transcript of the gene samm50, whose product is annotated as SAMM50 sorting and assembly machinery component. Bases 152 to 1561 code for a protein of 469 amino acids. Gene Ontology annotation, cellular component: outer membrane. The transcript has 15 exons. Lineage: Eukaryota; Metazoa; Chordata; Actinopteri; Cyprinodontiformes; Rivulidae. Gene Ontology annotation, biological process: protein insertion into mitochondrial outer membrane; mitochondrial respiratory chain complex assembly. The record is from RefSeq and is a predicted model, not a curated record.
UCACCGCCUCCUUUUACGGGGCCCGACUCAAGCAGCAAGUCCUCCUCGCCGCUCUUCGGUUACUUGGAGGUUAAAGUAAUAAAAGUAGUUUGUGAUUUUCCGAGCAAACGUUUGCCUCUUGUUGUCGGGACAGCGGCCUGUGGAGCUCAGCAUGGGCACCGUCCAUGCCAGGAGUCUGGACCCUCUACCCAUGCAGGGGCCAGAGUUGGGAAUUCAAGCAGAUGACAUUGAAGCCAUAGAGAUCGAGCCGGAGCCCAAACAGGAAGUUCUUGAAAACAGAGAUGUUGUAGUUCAGCAAGUUCACAUAGAUGGACUCGGCAGAACUAAGGAGGAUUUUCUGACUUAUGAAAUUGCAGAAGUGUUCCGGGCAAAAAACUUGAUUGAUGUGAUGCAAAAGUCCCAUGAAGCUCGUAAGAGACUGCUGCGUCUUGGCAUCUUCAGAAAGGUUGAAGUUGUCAUCGACACCUCUCGAGGUGAAGACGCUCUUCCUAAUGGGCUUGACGUGACCUUUGAGGUCACAGAGCUGAAACGUUUGACAGCCAGCUACAACACUAUGGUUGGAAACAAUGAAGGAAGCAUGGUUCUUGUUAUGAAGUCACCCAAUGUUUUUGGUCGAGCAGAAAAACUGACAUUCCAGUUCUCUUAUGGUACCAAAGAGACCUCCUACAGUCUGUGCUUCUUUAAGCCUCAGCCAGGACACUUUGAACGCAAUGUGUCUGUCAAUAUGUACAAAGUAACAGGUCAGUUUCCAUGGAGCUCACUGAGAGAGACUGAUCGAGGUGUCUCUACAGAACUGAGUUUCCCCCUGUGGAAGACCAGCCAGACCCUGAAGUGGGAAGGAGUGUGGAGGGAGCUGGGCUGCCUGGGUAACACCGCUUCUUUUAACAUCCGUGAGGAGAGCGGCCAUUCCCUCAAGUCCUCCCUUUCGCACGCUAUGGUCAUUGACACCAGAAACUCUUCCAUUCUUCCCAGCAGUGGUGGAUUAUUGAAGAUCCAUCAGGAACUUGCUGGUUACACUGGGGGUGAUGCCAGUUUCCUGAAGGAGGACUUUGAGAUCCAACUUAACAAAAGUCUCUUCUGGGACUCUGUCCUGUCUGCCUCACUGUGGGGGGGCCUGCUUUUACCUAUUGAUGACAAACCCACUUCUAUAGCAGACAGGUUCUAUCUUGGUGGGCCCACUAGUAUCAGAGGAUUUAGUAUGUAUAGUAUGGGUCCACAAAGUCACGGAGAUUACCUGGGAGGUGAGGCAUACUGGGCUGGAGGCCUCCACCUCUACACACCUCUGCCCUUCAGACCAGGCAGGGGAGGCUUUGGUGACCUCUUCAGAACCCACUUCUUCCUUAAUGCUGGAAAUCUUUGCAACCUCAACUAUGGUGAAGGACCUCAGGCACAUUUGAAGAAACUGGCAGAAUGCAUCCGCUGGUCGUACGGACUGGGCAUUGUUCUACGGUUAGGAAACAUUGCCAGGCUGGAGCUGAAUUACUGCAUUCCCGUGGGAGUCCAGAGUGGAGACAGGAUACGUGAUGGUUUCCAGUUUGGAGCAGGAAUCCGAUUCUUGUGAAGCCACUUUUUUUUUAUUAUUUUAUUGAAAGAGGAAAUUUGUUUGUACAGAAUUGUUGUUAGAACAACUUCGUUCAAUAAAAGUGUCUAACCAGACUUUUUAUUGUAA